Molecule: messenger RNA, 2275 nt
Organism: Beta vulgaris subsp. vulgaris (sugar beet)
Lineage: Eukaryota; Viridiplantae; Streptophyta; Magnoliopsida; Caryophyllales; Amaranthaceae
Product: probable inactive purple acid phosphatase 1
Exons: 13
Coding region: 236-2074 (612 amino acids)
Molecular function (GO): metal ion binding; acid phosphatase activity
Source: RefSeq, a predicted model, not a curated record
UACCUCAAAAGGAAUAUGCUUAGAUAAGCCUAAACUCGCCGGCGUAGGAGCCGGAGUAUCCAAUCAACAAUUAAAAACUAAUCAAUUAAAGUCAACUAAAACUCCUAAUAUAUUAAUGCACUUUUUCCAUCUCUAAACUAUACCAAUUCUUUCUGGGGAUUUUACACUCCUCUCUCUCUUUCCUCAAUCAAACAGAUACUCUCUCCUCUUUGCUGUUUCAUAGACUUUGAAGGGGAUGAGAGACUUGUUGCUUACAAUCUUUGUAGUCCUUUUGGCUGCUACAUACCUUCAAUGUGUUUUGUCCCAUGGGGUUCAACCCCUGUCAAGAAUUGCUAUUCAAAGAGCAGAAUUUGCUCUCCAUGAUGAAGCUUUCGUUAAAGUUUCUCCUUCGCUGCUUGGUUUAGGGGGAAGGAAUAAAGAAUGGGUUAGUGUUGAGUUCAACUACCCCAAGCCUACAGUAGAUGAUUGGAUAGGAGUAUUUUCUCCAGCCAAUUUCAGCUCAUCUACAUGCUUGGCAGAGAACUCAAAAGUUGCCCCUCCUUUUCUGUGCACUGCUCCCAUAAAGUAUCAAUAUGCAAAUUUCUCGAAUCCUAAGUAUGUAGACAGAGGGAGUGGAUCUCUGAAGCUUCAAUUGAUCAACCAGAGAGCUGAUUUUUCGUUUGCACUGUUUACUGGUGGACUGCUCAAUCCAAAGUUGGUUGCCAUCUCAAAUAUAGUUGCUUUUGCAAACCCUAAAGCACCUGUAUACCCACGCCUGGCUCAAGGAAAUUCAUGGGAUGAGAUGACAGUUACUUGGACAAGUGGGUACGGAAUCGAAGAAGCGGUUUCUAUUGUUGAAUGGGGUUUGCAAGGAGCGAAAAGGACUACUUCCCCUGCUGCGACACUGACCUUUGAUCGUGGAACCAUGUGCGGUGCACCAGCAAGUACUGUGGGCUGGCGCGAUCCUGGUUUUAUACACACUGGUUUCAUGAAGGAGCUGUGGCCCAACUUAGUGUAUACGUAUAAGGUUGGACACAGAAUGCACAAUGGCACAUAUAUAUGGAGUGACAGCUAUCACUUUAGAGCAUCCCCCUAUCCAGGUCAAGAUUCUGUUCAAAAGGUCAUCAUCUUUGGAGAUAUGGGAAAGGAUGAGAUAGAUGGUUCCAACGAAUACAACAACUUCCAGCACGGUUCUCUUAAUACUACUGCACAACUUACAAAUGAUUUGAAGAACAUUGAUAUAGUCUUCCACAUAGGAGAUAUAUGCUAUGCUAAUGGUUAUCUUUCUCAGUGGGAUCAAUUCACUGCUCAAGUUGAGCCCAUCGCCUCAGCUGUUCCAUAUAUGAUUGCUAGUGGAAAUCAUGAGAGAGACUGGCCAGAUACAGGUUCAUUUUAUCAAAAUACAGAUUCAGGAGGAGAAUGUGGUGUAUUAGCUCAGAAUAUGUUCUACGUUCCUGCUGAAAACAGGGAAAAAUUCUGGUAUUCCACUGAUUAUGGCAUGUUUAGGUUUUGCAUAGCUGAUACAGAACAUGAUUGGCGAGAGGGAACAGAACAAUAUAAGUUCAUUGAACACUGCCUUGCAUCUGUAGAUCGACAAAAACAACCAUGGCUUAUUUUCCUUGCACAUCGUGUUUUGGGUUAUUCUUCAGGCGAUUUUUACGCAGUCCAAGGCUCAUUUGAGGAGCCAAUGGGCAGAGAGAGCCUUCAAAAGUUGUGGCAAAAAUAUAAGGUUGACAUUGCUGUUUAUGGUCAUGUACAUAACUAUGAGAGAACAUGCCCCAUCUACCAGAACAUAUGUACCAACCAAGAGAAGAAAGAUUACAGGGGCACCUUGAGUGGAACGAUACAUGUAGUUGCAGGUGGUGGAGGAGCGAGUCUUGCAAAAUUUUCUACCCUCCAACCAAAUUGGAGCAUUUUUAGAGAUGAAGAUUAUGGAUUUGUCAAACUCACAGCAUUUAACCACUCGAGCUUGUUGUUCGAGUAUAAGAGGAGCAGUGAUGGGAGAGUGCACGACUCGUUCACUAUAACAAGGGAUUACCGAGACAUCUUGGCCUGCACCGUGGACAGUUGCCCUGGAACAACCUUGGCAUCUUAGUAAAACCUUACAAGGGAACAUCUCUAUUGAAGCGGGAUAUAUAUCAGUUCAAAUGCACACAAUUAAUACUCUUUCUGAUGUACAGAAGCUUGAGCGUUUGUUUGAACCGAUUCAGUCAAUGUUGAUUUUAGUUCUGAUGUUUCAUAGGAGUAUUCUUAAUUCAAAUUAGUUCUAAAUAUCAUAGGAUACAGUUUUUCGUAA